GGUCCCGUCGCUUGGGAUUGGGCUCACUCUCAAACAUCCUGCUUCUCGUUAGCUCAAGAUAGGUUGUACGGCUGAUGCUGAUGUCAUGUGUUUUCUCAGGGGUAUUAUGUCAUCGUGCAAGUCCCCUGAUUUACGAGCCAUGGUUGUACAAGAAGUCGACGCCAGAGCCUAGGGUUUCAGAAGAGUACUUCUCGCACAUCUCCACGAGGAAUGGCUGCCGAACAUCCAAGUUCAGGUGGAAGAGAUGUCGGCAAUGCGGGGCAUCGGAAUAAGCAAGCCAGCGACCCCCCGCUUCCAAUGUUUCCCUGCCAUUUGAUCUGGAAUCUUUCCAUCAAUCUGAAGUCCAAGUAGUCCUUCUCACCACGCACUUGCUCAUCACUAUUCUAAUAUCCUCCUCUUUGAGAUGCUUUCAAAAGGACAGAUCAUUCUCGCUUUUGACGCAUACGGCACACUACUCUCCACAGAAAGCAUCGCCACACGACUAGCAUCGCAUUUCGGACCAGAAAAAGCAGCAAAUAUAGCGCAAGAAUGGCGGAAGUAUCAAUUGGAGUAUACAUGGCGCUUGAACAGCAUGAAUAAAUAUGAACCGUUCUCCAGUGUAACGCAAAAAUCCCUCCAACACGCCCUCGCCGAAUCCAGAGUCACGUUAUCAUCCCAAGAAAUCACCAGUCUAAUGAACGCUUAUAACACGCUCUCCCUCUUCCCAGACGUCCCACCUCUGUUCUCACAUCUCAAAUCCAACCCCCACUUUCACGCCGUUGUCUUCUCCAACGGCACAAAGGCAAUGAUCUCCGCUUCCCUCACGCAAUCUCCAGAUCUCUCUCCCCACGCUCAUGUCUUUGAAGACGUCGUCGUUGUUGAGCCCGUGCAGAGGUUUAAGCCGUGUCCGGAGGUGUAUCGUUACUUGUGUAGGAAGGUUGGGAAGGAGGGCAAGGAGACAGAUGUGUGGUUGAUUUCGGGGAAUCCGUUUGACGUGACGGGGGCGAACGCAGUGGGGAUGAGGACGUGUUGGGUGGAUCGGAGUGGGCUGGGUUGGGUGGAUGAGUUAGUUGAUGGGGAGAUGGGGAGGCCGACAAUGAAAGUUCGGGGGUUGGAUGAGGUAGUGAGUGCAGUGGAGGCAUAUGUUAGUAAAGAAUAG
Molecule: messenger RNA, 1138 nt
Organism: Lindgomyces ingoldianus
Lineage: Eukaryota; Fungi; Ascomycota; Dothideomycetes; Pleosporales; Lindgomycetaceae
Product: haloacid dehalogenase
Exons: 2
Coding region: 404-1138 (244 amino acids)
Molecular function (GO): hydrolase activity, acting on halide bonds, in C-halide compounds
Source: RefSeq, a predicted model, not a curated record